Molecule: messenger RNA, 2129 nt
Organism: Ipomoea nil (Japanese morning glory)
Lineage: Eukaryota; Viridiplantae; Streptophyta; Magnoliopsida; Solanales; Convolvulaceae
Product: bromodomain testis-specific protein
Exons: 8
Coding region: 230-1960 (576 amino acids)
Molecular function (GO): protein binding
Source: RefSeq, a predicted model, not a curated record
AGGGUCUGCAUAUAUCGGAUCCUAGUAUAUGUCUGCCGGGUCGAAUCUCGUACUUCUCACGAAAAUAGGGAGAAAAUAAAAAUAAAAAAUUAAAACACAAGGCGAUUUUCGUUGGAUCGAAACUUGAAGGCUGAAGGCGCUGAACGUAUAAAAAAUUUACGAAAAAAGUAAAGACAGGUACCGAACUUAACAGUCAGUGAAGACGAUAGCGUAGACAGAGUUACAACAGAUGAAGCGCAAGCGUGGAAGCAAGAAAGGCAAAGCUAAGAAGCCCAAAAUUAUGGCGACGAAUGAGGUGGCUUCUAAUGCCGAGGAUGUAAAUACAGGAAAUGAUUCAGUUGUGGAAGAGGAGCUAGAGAGUGAUGGCUCUGGUUCUGGAGGAGAGGAUGAGGGGCCAUCGUCCACCGGGACUGAUCAAGCACAAAAGCCUGCAAGCGCAAAUUCAGGUGGAUUUAGUGAUAGCACUGUUAUAAAAGCAGUUUAUGGGCGUGUCAAAGUCAAGAUCAAGAAUUCUAAAGCAUUAGACUCCCAAGUUACAACUUCAGAAACGCGUACCCAAAAUGAUGCUGAGAAAAGCUGCCAGUAUGCUGGUUUAGAGAAACAGGGAGUUUCCAGUGAAAAAAUGGAAGAUAGUGCCAACUCUUUGUCUGAGACAAAUAAUGUUAGUACAUCUGGGGACUUACCUAAAAAGUCUGCGGGGAUUAAAAUUAAGACGAAGAAUUUCAGUUCGAAUAUUAGUCCAUGUAUUAAUUCUGAAACACUGAAGGGGGAGAAGACACAUAAGAAAGAGCCUUAUUCAGUUUCUAAGAAUUCAAGAUACAAUAAGAAGGAAUUAGAUGCUGCAGUGGAGGUUAUAAAGAAAGUGAUGAAAAUGGAGGCAGCAGAGCCCUUUAAUGCUCCGGUUGAUCCUGUUGCUCUUGGAAUUCCAGACUAUUUUGAUGUUAUAGAUACACCAAUGGAUUUUGGGACGAUACGCAGCAAUCUUGAAAGCGGUGGUAAAUACUUGAACUCAGAGGAUGUCUAUAAAGAUGUGCAAUAUAUAUGGGAUAACUGCUACAAGUACAACAAUAAAGGUGAUUUGGUCUUGGAUCUCAUGAAACGUGUGAAGAAAAACUUUUCAAAGUAUUGGACUGCAGCUGGUUUAUAUAGUGACUACACACAAGUUGAAAGCAGUCAAAUAAAGGAUUCCACACCUGAUAGUACUGGGAAGGAACAAUCGAAAGGAGGUCCCAUGAAUAAUAAGACAAGAAAGCUUCAUGGACUCAAGAAGCACAAAGAUGGCUGCCUAUGUGCUAUAUGUGUGAUGAUGCGCCGAAGGCAAGAACGUGAGGAGAGUGUUCGAAUGUUAGAAGACCAAAUGGAAACUAGUAGUGAAUAUCCAGAUGAGGCCAAACCAGAGGUAACUACACCUGCAGAAAGUCUAGGUGGUGACUAUGCCUCAUCAAAUAUGGAGAAUUCUCCGGAACUGGACAUAGAUUCGAACCAGCAAGAGAAAGCAGAGGAGGGAAAUUUAGCAUAUACCGAAGAUCUAUAUAAUCAUUUACAUGAAGAAGAAAAUCGAGACAGUGAAACAGACAUUCCAGCUAAAAAGGAGGGUCAGAUUUCUGCACUUAUGCAGUUAGGUUCUAGAUCUGUGGAGGACCAUACAAAGCAUCAAAAGCAAAAUAUGGAGUCUGACAAUCAUAUGCUAAAUCACACUGAGAAAGAAACUUUGCGGGCUGGGGGUGAAACUGCCACAAGUGAACAGCAUAAGCCCAAGGAGAAGCUUGACAAGUAUCAGAAAGCUAAGAUGUUGGAGAACCUGCGUCACUUGGAGAACCCCAGGAUUUUUGAGUUAUGUGGAACGCUUUUUGCUGAUGAUAAAAGAUCUGUCUGGAAUGGACCGCGUUCUCUGGUUCAACACAAGGCUUCAACUCGCAAGAGUGCCAUUCGGGCUGCUGUUUCAAAGUUAAUGCAGUAGGGGAAAUUAAUCUAAACAGGCUUCUCUAUUUAGUAUGCUUCACAAGCAGUUCCAUUGCUUACUAUCUUUCCUAUUUGCUUGUGUUUGUAAUCUGAAAUUGACAGAAUUGUCUCCAUAUACACAUAUAUAGUGUACUUCUUUAGUGAGUUUGUCCCUCCUUUUAUUAUUA